Messenger RNA from Talaromyces stipitatus ATCC 10500, 1590 nucleotides. RefSeq lists its product as uncharacterized. The transcript has 2 exons. Bases 1 to 1590 code for a protein of 529 amino acids. NCBI's taxonomy places the organism in Eukaryota, Fungi, Ascomycota, Eurotiomycetes, Eurotiales, Trichocomaceae. The record is from RefSeq and is a predicted model, not a curated record.
AUGCUUGAGAUAAACCUUCGAUUACAACGACUGGAGACAUACCUCAUUCCAAAAAUGACAGAUACUUUGCAAUCUCACGAGCGUCCAACAACCGUUUCUGCACGUUGCAGCUCUUCCAACGAUAACGAGCAAAGACAAAGUAUCAAGACAUGGGACAAAUUGGAGGCCAUUGCUGCAACUCCGGGGUUUUAUGACUCUGAAAUUGAGGCCCAACUCUCAGAAUCGAGUGCAAGCCAAGAUGAUGCCUUGAAUGCGCUCGGUGACCCGUCAAAGCAAAUCCUUACACCUCACAACAUUCCCAAUGCCGAGACCCCCUGUAGUAAAUGUGGAGAAGAAACUAAGAAAACUGCAGAGCUAAUCCAAAAACUUCCAGGCAUACAACUUGCUUGGAUGUUGUUCGACUAUUACGCUCGAAUGGUCAAUAACUUCCAUCACGAAAUUGACAUAAGCUUCUCACGAUCUCUAUUGGAGACAACAUACACCAAGUUACACCACCCUGAGAAGAACUCAAAAAAAGAUCUGGAUUUUCUUUUUUGCAUAUUCUCAUCAAGCUGUUUCUAUAUCAUUCGGAAUAAUCCCAAUUCCCUUCCGAGGGAGCUUAUGGAGGCACGGUCCUCGUACAACUCCUGGAAAGAAAUAGCCUUAGAUCUGGUCCUUAUAGGAGAUGCAAUGCUUUCCUUGUCUCUCAUUUUAUUACAGUCCGUUUGCAUUAUGUUUGGCCUCAUCUGGGACUCAGAAGGUCAAUCGCCUGUAUUCAUUCUCCUGAGGAGCGUUGCCACAACAAAGGCAAUACAGAUGAAACUUCACAGAGUAGAUUCGCAUUCAGACACUGAACUAGGAGCUCGUUCCACUAUCGAAUUAGACAUCAAAAGGCGCUUGUGGUGGCACUUAGCAUCGACGGACUGGAUUGUCGGUAGCCUGCCUGGCCCAUAUGAAGGGAUAUAUGCCAUUAAUCCGCAGCACAUUUCAGUGGAAUACCCGACGGACGUGGACAGUGAAAAUGCAAAGGACUUAGAUUCACGAAUUGAAGAAUCAAAUAGCCCGACGUCAAUGUCUUUUUUCAUACAACGAGCCAAGUUUGCUGGGAUCUGUCGGGAGGUUAUGGAUUUAACUCAAAAUUCGAGGUUCAUGAGAAAUGUACCUGAAUAUGAACAUAUCCUUCAAUUGAGUGAAAAAUUCGAAUCCUUCAACACCCAACUACCGUGGUUCUUCCAAUUUGACGCUGGAAAAGGACGAGAAGCUGAUCUACUUACGGAUCGGUAUCCGUAUAUCGCUCGACAGAGAUCAGCAUUACUCUAUGCAUUGUACGCUAGGCUUGGUCGACUGCAUCGACCAUACUUUCUACGAGGGUUACACAAUGAGGAAUAUUCCUUUUCCCGCAAGACGGCAGUCAGUUGUGCUCAGAAAUUGCUCGAACUGCACGCAACGAGUGAGUCGGAAGGACUUUUCCCAUAUGUUCACUCGUACAGCAUGGACCAGCAUUUGUUUAGCGUGUUGCUUAUACAAGUGAUCGAUGUCAUGGCCGAGCAGGAUGAGGUAAGGGCCCAAAUCCGUAUGGAAGGAAACUUUCAAGACAUGUACAAAACUUGA